Messenger RNA from Dreissena polymorpha, 7088 nucleotides. RefSeq names its product DNA-directed RNA polymerase II subunit RPB1-like. NCBI's taxonomy places the organism in Eukaryota, Metazoa, Mollusca, Bivalvia, Myida, Dreissenidae. Gene Ontology annotation, molecular function: DNA binding. Gene Ontology annotation, biological process: transcription by RNA polymerase II. The record is from RefSeq and is a predicted model, not a curated record. Gene Ontology annotation, cellular component: RNA polymerase II, core complex. Bases 171 to 6011 code for a protein of 1946 amino acids. The transcript has 27 exons.
GAAUAGUUUUGUUCUUGUUUACAAUAGAAUACCAUUUUCAUUGACGUUUUAAUAAAUGUACUGUAGUAUGUUGUGAUUGUCGGCUCGUUUUUUCCUGGCAUAAAGUCAGUAAGGCGCGUGACGCGCCAUCUUGACGAAACAAUUGCGGCUGCAAAUUAAAACCCAAAACAAUGGCGUAUACUGGAGAUUCCAAUGCAACGCUUCGUGAUGUGAAGAAAGUGCAGUUUGGCAUUCUUGGGCCAGAUGAACUUCGAAGGAUGUCGGUUGUGGAGGGUGGACUCAAAUAUUCUGAGACCAUGGAAGGAGGAAGACCGAAACUUGGCGGACUUAUGGACCCUCGACAAGGGGUAGUCGACCGAAAUAGUCGGUGUCAAACCUGCGCUGGGACCAUGUCCGAGUGUCCUGGGCACUUUGCACAUAUCGAACUGGCCAAGCCUGUAUUCCUCAUUGGUUUUCUUACAAAGACGAUCAAAGUGCUCCGAUGUGUCUGCUUCUACUGUUCCAAGCUUCUUAUUGAGCCUUCCAACCCGAAGAUGAAGGACAUUAUUCAGAGGUCAAAAGGUCACCCUGCCAAGCGACUUGCACAUGUGUACGACCUGUGUAAGAGCCGUAAGAUUUGCGAGGGCGGUGAGGAAAUGGACACGAAACUGGAAAAGGCUGAUGACGAGGGUGGUGGUGGAGAUGAACAAAAGAAGGGUCAUGGUGGUUGUGGUCGCUACCAGCCUACCAUCCGUCGAAUGGGACUUGAACUGACCUGUGAAUGGAAAAAGACAAAUGAGGAAACACAGGAGAAGAAGAUUGUGCUGACUGCAGAGCGUGUAUAUGAGGUCUUCAAGAGGAUUUCUGACGAAGAGUGCAUUGUUCUUGGUAUGGAUCCCAAGUUUGCGCGUCCUGACUGGAUGAUCUGUACUGUGAUGCCAGUGCCACCCCUGUGUGUAAGACCGGCUGUUGUCAUGUUCGGUUCUGCCAGAAAUCAGGAUGACUUGACUCACAAGCUGUCUGACAUCAUCAAAGCCAACAACCAGCUGAAGAGGGAUGAACAGAACGGUGCUGCGGCGCACAUUAUUGCUGAGGACACAAAAAUGUUACAGUUCCACGUGGCCACUCUGACAGAUAACGAGCUGCCCGGACUGCCAAGGGCUGUUCAAAAGUCCGGCCGUCCCCUGAAGUCCAUCAAGCAGCGCCUGAAGGGCAAGGAAGGCAGAGUAAGAGGCAACCUCAUGGGUAAACGUGUGGACUUUUCAGCCCGUACCGUCAUCACGCCUGACCCGAAUCUCCGUAUCGAUCAGGUCGGAGUGCCCCGUACCAUAGCACAGAAUAUGACCUUUCCGGAGAUCGUCACGCCAUUUAAUAUUGACAGACUGCAUGAGCUGGUACGUAGAGGUGCCAACCAGUACCCGGGAGCCAAGUACAUUGUGAGAGACAAUGGGGAGAGAAUCGAUCUACGAUUCCACCCGAAGGCCAGUGACCUGCAUCUCCAGAUUGGGUACAAGGUUGAGCGUCACAUGCAGGACGGGGACUAUAUCGUGUUCAACAGACAGCCCACCCUUCACAAGAUGAGUAUGAUGUGUCACCAGGUGAAGGUGCUGCCCUGGUCCACAUUCAGGAUGAACCUCAGCUGCACAACCCCAUAUAACGCAGACUUUGAUGGAGACGAGAUGAACCUCCAUCUUGCCCAGUCCCUGGAGACCCGAGCUGAGAUCUCACAGCUGGCUUCCGUACCACGCAUGAUCAUCACGCCACAGUCCAACCGGCCUGUCAUGGGUAUCGUACAGGACACCCUGACAGCUGUACGCAAGAUGACCAAGAGGGAUGUGUUUCUGGACAGGGGCCAGGUGAUGAACAUCCUGAUGUUCUUGCCAAGCUGGGACGGCCACAUGCCCCACCCUGCCAUCCUUAAACCCAAGCCCAUGUGGACGGGCAAGCAGGUCUUCUCACUGAUCAUCCCGGGCCGUGUGAACCUGAUCCGCACCCACAGCACACACCCGGAUGAGGAGGACAAGGGUCCGUACAAGUGGAUAUCCCCCGGGGACACCAAGGUUCUGAUAGAGGAUGGGCAGCUGCUCUCAGGCAUCCUGUGUAAGAAGUCCCUGGGGGCGUCUACCGGUGCCAUCGCCCACGUCGUCUUCCUUGAGCUCGGCUGGGAACAAGCAGGUUUCCUGUAUGGCAACAUUCAGACCGUGGUGAACAACUGGCUGCUUAUUGAAGGUCACAGUAUCGGUAUUGGUGACACUAUUGCCGACCCCCAGACCUACAUUGAGAUUCAGGACACUAUCAAGAAAGCCAAGCUGGAUGUGAUAGAAGUAAUCGAGAAGGCUCACAAUGAUGAGCUGGAGCCCACACCUGGUAACACGCUGCGACAGACGUUCGAGAACCAAGUGAACCGUAUCCUCAACGAUGCGAGAGACAAGACCGGCAGCAAGGCCCAGAAGUCCCUGUCUGAGUUCAACAACUUCAAGGCCAUGGUGGUGGCAGGGUCCAAAGGCUCGAAGAUUAAUAUCUCCCAGGUUAUUGCCUGUGUGGGCCAGCAGAACGUAGAAGGAAAGCGUAUUCCGUUUGGCUUCCGUCACCGCACGCUCCCGCACUUCAUCAAGGACGAUUAUGGGCCCGAGUCGAGAGGUUUCGUAGAGAACUCGUACCUUGCGGGUCUCACGCCUUCAGAGUUCUUCUUCCACGCCAUGGGAGGUCGUGAGGGUCUCAUUGAUACAGCCGUAAAGACGGCAGAAACUGGGUAUAUCCAGCGUCGUCUCAUCAAGGCCAUGGAGAGUGUGAUGGUCAAGUACGAUGGAACCGUCAGAAAUCAGGUUGAGCAGCUGAUCCAGCUGCGUUAUGGAGAAGAUGGGCUGGAUGCUACGAGGGUCGAGUUCCAGGCACUGCCCACACUCAAACCUUCCAACAGGGCCUUCGAGAAGAACUUCAAGUUUGACGCCACCAACGAGAGGCAGUUGAAGAAGAGUUUGACGGAGGAUGUGGUUCGCGACCUCCUCUCGGAUGCCAACUGUCUGUCUGAGAUAGAGCAAGAAUGGGAGCAGCUUGUAGAUGAUCGUAACGCGAUCCGUCAGAUCUUCCCGUCCGGGGACAGCAAGGUCGUGUUGCCAUGUAACCUGCAGCGGAUGAUCUGGAACGCUCACAAGAUCUUCAAGAUUAACAAGCGUAGCUUAACAGACAUACAUCCGACCAAAAUCAUUGAUGAUGUGAGGCAGCUGUGCAAGAGACUGACUGUGGUGCCUGGAAACGAUCACCUCUCUAUCCAGGCCAAUGAGAACGCCACCAUCCUGAUGAAGGUGCUAAUCCGGUCUACGUUCUGCUCCAAGCGCGUCAUUGAGGAGUUCAGGCUGUCCAACGAGGCUUUUGAUUGGCUGAUUGGAGAGAUUGAGACUAAGUUCCAACAUGCCCAGGUCCACCCUGGUGAGAUGGUGGGAGCCCUUGCCGCCCAGUCCCUGGGAGAGCCCGCCACCCAGAUGACCUUGAACACGUUCCACUACGCCGGUGUGUCUGCCAAGAACGUCACCCUGGGUGUGCCCAGGCUUAAGGAGAUCAUUAACAUCUCCAAGAAGCCCAAGACCCCCUCACUGACAGUGUUCCUCACUGGUCAGGCAUCCAGGGACGCUGAAAAGGCCAAGGACGUGCUGUGCCGUCUAGAGCACACGACCCUUCGCAAGGUUACGGCUAACACCGCCAUCUACUACGACCCAGACCCCACCAACACAGUGAUUGCUGAGGACCAGGAGUGGGUGAACGUGUACUAUGAAAUGCCAGAUUUUGAUGUGACCAAGAUCUCCGCCUGGUUGCUUCGUAUAGAGCUGGACAGGAAGAGGAUGACAGAUAAGAAGCUGACCAUGGAGUCCAUAUCGGAGAAAAUCACUGCUGGUUUCGGUGAUGACCUGAACUGCAUUUUCAAUGAUGACAAUGCAGAGAAGCUUGUAUUACGACUGAGAAUCAUGAAUUCUGAGGACAGCAAGAUGCAAGAGGAGGAGGCAAUGGCAGACAAAAUGGAGGACGACAUAUUCCUGAGAUGCAUUGAGGCCAACCUGCUGUCAGACAUGUCACUGCAGGGCAACGAGGCCAUCCAUAAGGUGUACAUGCACCUGCCAAACACAGAUGACAAAAAGCGGAUCUUCAUCACAGAUGAGGGUGAGUUCAAGGCCGUUGCAGAGUGGAUCCUGGAGACUGACGGCACCUCGCUGGUCAGGGUGCUCAGUGAAAGAGACGUGGACCCUGUACGCACCACAACAAAUGAUAUCGUCGAGGUGUUUGCGACACUAGGUAUUGAAGCUGUCCGAAAAUCGAUAGAGAAGGAAAUGAACCAUGUGAUCUCGUUUGACGGCUCCUAUGUGAACUACCGCCACCUGGCUUUGCUGUGUGACGUUAUGACUGCAAAAGGUCAUUUAAUGGCCAUCACACGUCAUGGUAUCAACAGGCAGGAGACCGGCGCACUAGCUCGAUGUUCCUUUGAAGAGACUGUUGAUAUUCUGAUGGAGGCUGCAGCCCAUGCUGAGUCCGACCCAAUGAAGGGCGUGUCUGAGGCGAUCAUGCUGGGACAGCUGGCGCGUAUUGGCACAGGUUGCUUUGACCUGCUCCUGGACGCAGAGAAGUGCAAAUAUGGCAUGGAAAUACCCAACACCAUGGGGCCUGGCAUGAUGGGAGGUCUAGGCAUGAUAAUGGGUGUGGCCGGCAGCCCUGCUCAGGGAAUGUCCCCGCAGAUGACUCCCUGGAACCAGGGCGCUACUCCCGGGUACGCAAGUGCCUGGUCCCCAGGGGUGGGAAGCGGUAUGACCCCAGGGGCAGCUGGAUUUUCCCCGUCUCAAAGCGAGAGUGGCUACAGUCCUGGCUACAGUCCUGCCUGGUCACCACAGCCUGGCUCACCCAGCUCGCCCUCCAGCCCGUAUAUUCCGAGCCCGAGAGGUCCAAUGUCGCCCAGCUACAGCCCCACCUCGCCUUCGUAUAUUCCCAGCUCGCCUGCAAUGUCUGGAGGCACUCCACAGAGUCCUGGAUACUCUCCCACCAGCCCCAGUUACAGUCCAACAAGCCCUGGGUAUUCACCGACGUCGCCUAACUACAGUCCGACAUCACCAUCGUAUUCACCUACAAGUCCAUCAUACAGUCCUACGAGUCCAUCAUACAGCCCGACCAGUCCGUCAUAUUCCCCAACCAGCCCAAGCUACAGUCCGACAAGUCCUAGCUACUCUCCAACGUCGCCCAGUUACAGCCCUACUUCACCGAGCUACAGUCCGACAAGCCCCAGCUAUUCCCCAACCAGCCCCAGUUAUUCUCCCACAUCACCGAGUUACAGUCCAACCUCACCCUCCUACUCCCCCACAUCCCCUAGCUACUCCCCCACGUCCCCUAGCUACAGCCCCACCAGCCCCUCUUACUCCCCGACCUCCCCGAGCUAUUCCCCAACGUCGCCCAGUUACUCCCCUACUAGCCCCAAUUACAGCCCCAGCUCGCCCAGCUACAGCCCCUCCAGCCCUAGCUACUCCCCUUCGUCACCUGCUUACUCCCCCUCCAGUCCGAACUACAGCCCCUCUUCACCCUCAUACUCCCCCUCCUCACCGAAAUACAGCCCACAAUCCCCCUCCUACUCGCCAACAAGCCCCUCAUAUUCACCCUCCAGCCCCAAAUAUUCACCCACAUCCCCGAGCUACUCCCCUGGAAACUUCAGCUACUCGCCAAGCUCCCCUCAAUAUUCGCCCUCAUCCCCGGCAUAUUCACCCUCCUCCCCUGCAUAUAGCCCAGGCAUGGCCAGUGACCGAGGCUCACACAAGUACUCGCCCAGCUCCCCACAGUACAGUCCGACAUCCCCAACAUAUUCUCCCUCAAGCCCACAGUACUCGCCUGCCAGUCCAAGCUAUUCUCCAUCAAGUCCGCAAUAUUCGCCUGCUAGUCCGUCAUACAGCCCAUCAAGUCCACAAUACAGUCCUUCGUCCCCUGCCUACACCCCGACAACUCCGAAGUAUUCCCCUACUAGCCCGACAUACAGUGCUGCAGAUGAUAGUGAUUCAGAUUAGGCUUAUGUGGGGAGCUGAAUUGUGUUGUAACUCUUACAGUGUUGACUUGUACCAUAACAAAAAAAGGCAGAUAUCAUGUCAUUAUUUCUUAUUCAGUCAGUUUUAUGAGGAACAUUGAUCGUGUGUUUGUAUUAAACCUUUUGUGAUAUUGACUUUCGCCAUUCACAUUCAGUUUUGGAGGUUAUUGUUGUUUUUGUCAUAGGCUUAGAUGUUAUAUUUUGUAAAGAAACAAGCCAUGUUUGUUUGGCAUAUACAUGGACUUGAAUUCUACAAUUCAGACAUAUGUCUUGAAUUAACAAUGGCAGAAAUCAUUCAUGUACCUUGCAUAUGACUUUGCCCAUUUAAGUCAGUACUGGCAAAAUGUAUGUUGAUAAUUGAUAUAUAUAUAUAUAUAUUCUCAAUUUGUGUACAAAAAGCGCAAACAAAGCUUAAUGGUGUUGGUUGUGUAAGCUAUAUGUGUGUACAUACAUAUUAAGUAGAAAUUGUCCUUGUAAGUGAUAGAAGAGUGUAUGCAAUAUUUGUUAUGAAUGUAUGUUUUGCAUGAAAAUCUUGUGUGGUUUUUAAGCAGACAAUGUGACAAUGACCAUAAAAAAUAUGUUGUAUUAAAACUGUUAUUGCAAUGCGGAGUUAUUCUUUAGUUGUAUUGUGGAUCACAUUUGGGGGCUGAAUUUUGCAUAUUUUUUUUAAUGUCGGCUUUCAAGUAUUUGUUUUUGUGAACAAUAUAUUACUUAUUGUAAGAAUCAAAUAUUGAAAAAGAGAGAGAAAAAGUUCAUAAAUUAUUUUGAUUUUCUUGAACACUUAAUUCAUCAAUCUGUAUUGGUGACAGUUUGUAUAACUUGAUAAUUGAAAACAUGUGUUGACUUCAGAUUCAUUACAUCAUGUUUGUUUCUCUGUAUGUAUGUGUAUAGGAUAUGUAAUAUUUUGUUUCAUUGGUAACAUCUCUUGAACAUACAGACAUAGAGGCUCAAUGCAACCAUGUCUAGUGCUAUCUAUAUUAAGUUGUCUGAAGAAAGAAUUAGUACUGUUUGUGAAUAAUUUGUGAAUAAACCAUCUAUUUAGUGUUUAAAAUAUAUAUAU